AUGGCUCCUCAGAACAAGAAGUCCGGCAAGGCCGCCAAGACGACCAAGAAGUUCGUCAUCAACGCCUCGCAGCCCGCCAGCGACAAGAUCUUCGAUGUCGCCGCUUUCGAGAAGUACCUUACGGAGCGCAUCAAGGUCGACGGCCGCGUCGGCAACCUGGGCGAGACCAUUGCCAUCUCGCAGUCCGGCGACGGCAAGAUCGAGAUUGUUGCCCACAACGACCUGUCGGGCCGCUACCUCAAGUACCUGACCAAGAAGUUCCUCAAGAAGAUGCAGCUCCGCGACUGGCUGCGCGUCGUGUCGACCUCCAAGGGCGUCUACGAGCUCAAGUUCUUCAACGUUGUCAACGACGACGACGCUGAGGAUGACGAGUAA
Molecule: messenger RNA, 375 nt
Organism: Sporothrix brasiliensis 5110
Lineage: Eukaryota; Fungi; Ascomycota; Sordariomycetes; Ophiostomatales; Ophiostomataceae
Product: large subunit ribosomal protein L22e
Exons: 2
Coding region: 1-375 (124 amino acids)
Biological process (GO): cytoplasmic translation
Cellular component (GO): ribosome
Molecular function (GO): RNA binding; structural constituent of ribosome
Source: RefSeq, a predicted model, not a curated record